UAGCAUUUGAAAAACUUAAAUAUUACUAGUAAACAUCCGCAAAAAUGUUAACAUAAAAGGCAAAUGAUGCAACCCAAAAUAAUUGCAUCGGUUAAAAACUUAUCAGUAGCGAUAUUAAUCAAAUAUUAAUGAUAAAUAAUGACAUAAAAUCCAAAAAAAAAAGGAAAAAAUCAAUGGGAGAAUAGGAAAGCUAAUGUAUUUGUGUACGCCUUCGGGAGGAAGGAACGUAGUAAGAGGGUUAAAAAAAAGGAAGAAAUCGAAUCGUUAUUUCAUUCUCAAUAAUUGGUUAGUUAAUUACACAAAAAACAAUCAAAUGGAUUUAGUGGAACUGUGGGCGAUGUUCGGUCCCGGGGUCGCGGGCGCCGUGUUCGGUGCCGGCUGGUGGUUUUGGGUUGACGCCGUCGUUUGUAGCUCCGUCAAUGUCUCUUUUGUCCACUAUUUACCCGGAAUAUUUGCAUCUAUUGCGGCUUUGAUGUUCAGUUGUGUUAGAAAAGGCGAUAUUGAUUACUCUCCUUAUGAAGAAGGCGAGUGGAGGUUGAAGCUCUGGCUUUUCUUUGCUUAUGUUGUAUCCUUUGUCUCACUGGCUGCUUCAGUGGGCCUGUUGAUACAAGACUCGCUAGUGAAAUCUGGUCCUUCAGUGUGGACUGGUACUGCAGGUGUCUUACAGUGUGUGUUUGUCUUAAUCAGCGGGCUUAUAUAUUGGACUUCUCACCCGGAAUAACAGAUGACUUGAAUCUAGUGUUUAGACUUUGGAGCUUGGAACCACAAGUGUGGCAAUCAUAUGUGCACGUAUCAUCUGUAACUGUACUUAAAUCAAUGGGAUAGAGAGGUUUUUCACAGUUGUAAAUUUUUGUAUUGUAUUAACUGUUUUGAGUAUGAAAGUACAAUUCAUCCUGCUCUUUUGAUA
This is a messenger RNA of Durio zibethinus, 907 nucleotides long. RefSeq lists its product as uncharacterized. Lineage: Eukaryota; Viridiplantae; Streptophyta; Magnoliopsida; Malvales; Malvaceae. The record is from RefSeq and is a predicted model, not a curated record.